AUGAACUAUGAUGUAUUUUCCAAGUUGUUAUCGGAGAGAAUAAUUUAUUUAACAGGAGAGAUCGACGAUGAAGUUUCGAUGUCUAUCACAGCACAGCUAUUGUAUUUGGAGUCAGAGGCGAGCAACAAGCCAAUCCAGUUGUAUAUCAACAGCGUUGGAGGAAGUGUUACAGCUGGGCUAGGGAUAUAUGAUACCAUGAACUUUAUCAAGUCGCCAAUUUCCACUGUUUGCAUUGGCCAGGCCUGCUCGAUGGCCUCGUUGUUGUUGAGUGGUGGUGAGAAGGGCAAGAGGUUGUCGUUGCCUAACAGUGUUAUAAUGCUACACCAGCCCAGUGGUGGGUUUAAAGGGCAGGCAACAGAUAUCAAAAUCCAUGCUGAGCAUAUUUUGAGUAUUCGCGAGAGAUUGGUGAAGUUGUAUCAGAGCAACAUGAGAAAAGGAAUAACCAUUGAAGAAGUGUCGUUGUUGUUGGAGCGAGACAAGUUUUUGACGCCAGAGGAUUCAAUUGAAUAUGGUCUUGUUGAUAAGAUAUUGGUGCGAAAGACAGAGAAAGAAGACAAAGAGAAAAAAGAGGCAAAAGAGGCAAAAGAUAAAAGAUGA
Ascoidea rubescens DSM 1968 is the source of this 597-nucleotide messenger RNA. Its product is annotated as ATP-dependent Clp protease proteolytic subunit. Gene Ontology annotation, cellular component: endopeptidase Clp complex. Gene Ontology annotation, biological process: protein quality control for misfolded or incompletely synthesized proteins. The transcript has a single exon. The record is from RefSeq and is a predicted model, not a curated record. Gene Ontology annotation, molecular function: ATP-dependent peptidase activity; ATPase binding; serine-type endopeptidase activity. Lineage: Eukaryota; Fungi; Ascomycota; Saccharomycetes; Ascoideales; Ascoideaceae. The coding region runs from base 1 to 597 and encodes 198 amino acids.